Molecule: messenger RNA, 1833 nt
Organism: Auanema sp. JU1783
Lineage: Eukaryota; Metazoa; Nematoda; Chromadorea; Rhabditida; Rhabditidae
Source: the annotation of a GenBank genome assembly
UUGUUGCGUAAUAUGAAGGCGACAUGUAAAGCUCAAGAAGAAUAUCCCUUACAUUGGGCAGUUUUCUUGGAUGACUUAGAGUUAUUGAAGGAUGAGAUAAAAACAAUCAAAAAAGAUGAUAUUGACGCUCUUGAUAAUAGAGGAAGAACGCCGUUAAUGCUCGCAGUGACCCUGGGUCACAAGGAAUGUGCGUUUGAAUUGCUGCAUAAUGGAGCUGAUCCAGAUGUUCAGGACAGAGAAAUGUGGUCCGUAAGUCAUGAAGUAGUUUCAUUAAAAGAUCAUCAGUUGCUAAGCGAUGUUUUAAAGCAUCGAGACUUCUUACGCAGUCAAAAUUCUAUAAGAACAAUGAAAGAACAUCUGCUGGCGCUGAAGGAAACUCCUGAUUUUUACUGCGAAAUGAAUUGGGAAUUCUCGAGCUGGCUACCAUUUGUGAGCAAGAUGUGCCCAUAUGAUACUUACAAGAUUUAUAAACAAGGAUCAAAUGUCAGAAUCGAUACUACUUUAGUGGGUUUUGAAGGAACUGCCUGGCAAAGAGGCAAUCACUCAUAUAUCUUCCGGUUAAAUAAGACUGCUGUACCAGAAUUUAUUAUCCUAGACCAUGACGCUAGGACGUCUUCGAGCCAAACGUUGAAUGACAAUGAGAAAUUGGAACAAUUUACUCCAUCAGUUGAAUCUGUGGAAAAUAGAACUCAUGCGCCUAUUUCGACUUCCUACGUAGACGUUGAGAAGAUAGGAUUCGAAAGAUCAAAAUCUGGUGGACUCUUAUCGUGGAUAAACAGUUCCGAUAAAUGGGAGAAAGUAGAUGGUUAUGAUUGCAAGCUGUUCGAUGCCUCCAAUGUGACUUUGGUGACAAAGACACGAACAGAACAUCUCUCAGAGGAGGACAAAGUGCGUUUGAAGCAGGAAGAAACAUCGAAUGCUCUAAGUACAGUCUUAUCACUCGUUCGUUCUGAUUGUGCUGAUGAAUGUAAGACAGUAGAUGUUCAUGAAGCAGGACUAACAGCAACAGAAUACUUGGAUCCAGAGUUCCCAUUGCCAGAAAGUAUUGGACGCAAGAAAGAAGUGACAAGAAAAUCAAAUAGUUUCAAGGCUACAUUAUGGCUAGCUGAGGAACAUCCUCUGGACUUGCAGGAUCAAGUUGUGCGAAUAGUAGAUUUAAUGGCUGCCAAUAAUGCACAUUUUGCGAGAUUAAACAAUUUUAUUCGUAUGCAGCUACCAUCUGGGUUUCCGGUUAAAAUAGAAAUCCCGGUAUUCCAUGUUUUGAGUGCUCGUAUAACGUUUAGCAAAGUCAAUGAACCCGGAACGUAUGUCGUACCCGUGGAGAGCGAGACUGAAAAAGUGAAAUCGGUCGUUAUAGAAAACGAAAUUUUCGAAAUUCCUGUAACAUAUAAUGCUAUCGAUGCCAAUGAUUCCAUAAUAUCAUGGCCCACGGAGGAAGUAGCUGAUGACCACAACCGCCAUUCUAUGUAUCGAUCCAUUCAGCAACAAGAGGAUAUGCUUCUACAAUUGGCCAUUCAGCAAUCAUUGGGUCAGACUAAUGUAACAAUGACUGAUUACGGAAUUCCUUUAAAUCCUGCAGCACCUAUUACUGAUCAGUUGGUUGGAUGGGAUUCGGAAGAAGCGCAGUUGGCACGCGCGAUUGAAGAGAGUUUACAGAUUUCUAAUAAUAUCCCUCAACCAGAAGUACCAUUAAUCAUGCCGAUUGAAGAGGAAGACGACAUCUCUAAGGCCAUCCGUUUGUCUCGUGAAGAUGAACAGAGACGAACAGAAGAGCAGAAUGAAUUGGAUGAAGAAAUGAAAAGAAUUCUUGAACUCUCUCAAAUUGAGAAAUAA